AUGAAGAGAACGUUUUCGGUUUCAAUUGCAUCGAAAGCGAAGGAAUUUCUCAAUCGUCGUCUUCUUGAGAGAGUUGCUUUAUCUGUUAUCGGGAAGAUUGUGAAGCUUGGCCACGAGCCCGAUGUCGUCACGCUUAGCUCCCUCAUCAAUGGGUUCUGUCAAGAGAACAGAGUUUUCGAUGCAAUAGACUUAGUUGUUCGAAUGGAGGCAAUGGGAUGUAAACCCGAUGUCGUCAUCUACAACACGAUCAUCGAUGGUUUCUGCAAGAACAGAUUGGUGAGCCACGCGUUGGAACUGUUCGAACAAAUGGAUAGAAAUGGAGUUAGACCCGACACAGUUACUUACAACUCGCUCAUCACCGGUCUCUGUAGCUCUGGUCGAUGCAACGACGCUGCUCGGCUUCUAAGGGGGAUGGUAAUGAGCAAUGUCGUCCCUAAUGUCAUCACUUUCACCGCGUUGAUCGAUGCGUCUGUGAAAGAUGGAAACUUUCUUGACGCUAAAGAGCUCUACGAGGAGAUGAUCCGUAGGUCUAUAGCUCCUGACGUCUUCACUUACAACUCGAUGAUCAACGGGCUCUGUAUGCACGACCGUGUAGACGAGGCCAAGAGAAUGCUCGAUUUGAUGGUUAGCAACGAUUGUUUCCCGGACAUAGUGACUUAUAACACUCUCAUAAACGGGUUUUGCAAGUCUAAGAGAGUAGAUGAUGUGAAGAAGCUCUUCACCGAGAUGUCUUGUAGAGGGAUAACUCGAGACACCGUCACUUACAACACGAUAAUCCAAGGCUACUUUCGAGCGGGGAAAAUAGAUGUUGCUCAAGAGAUUUUCAGACGGAUGGAUUCUCCUCACAAUGUAAGGACUUACAGCAUUUUGUUAGAUGGUCUUUGUGAUAACGGGAAGAUAGAGAAAGCCUUGGUUGUGUUCGAGGAUAUGCGAAAGAGCGGGAUGGAUCUUGAUGUUACGACGUAUAAUAUCGUUAUUCACUGGAUGUGUAAGGCUGGUUAUGUGGAAGAUGCUUGGGACUUGUUCUGUAGCCUGUCGUGUAAUGGAGUUGAGCCUGAUGUUGUAUCGUACACUACGAUGAUCUCAGGGUUUCGCAGGAAACGUAUGUGGCAUGAAGCAGAUGAGUUGUAUAGAAAAAUGCAAGAAGAUGGGAUUGUUCCACUGUAA
Messenger RNA from Thlaspi arvense, 1167 nucleotides. The record is from the annotation of a GenBank genome assembly. Lineage: Eukaryota; Viridiplantae; Streptophyta; Magnoliopsida; Brassicales; Brassicaceae.